AUGGCUUCAUUUAUUAUGAAACAAAUGAUGGGUUCUCAACUAGAUAAAGUUAAAGAAUUGACUGGUGGUGAUGGCGAUAAAAAAGAUGGUGGUAAUGAUGAAGAAGAUCCUGAGGUUGCUGAAGCUCGACGUGAAGCCGAAGAAAAACGUGAUGCCAAGUAUGCUAAAAUGGAACGUCAACGAGAAGAAGUUCGACAAGCUAUUAGAGAAAAAUAUAAUAUUAAAAAAAAAGAAGAAUCAGUUGCAUUACCACCACCAUGCGAAGGACGUUUGACAGCAGACAAAAAAGGACCUAUUCCAUUACCCGACGAUGAUGAUAGUUUUGAUCCAGUUAAAAUGGCAACAAAUGCAUUAAAUACAAUAACCGAUAAAUUGCCAUUUAAAUUACCGUGGAAAUAA
Messenger RNA from Rotaria sp. Silwood1, 399 nucleotides. The record is from the annotation of a GenBank genome assembly. NCBI's taxonomy places the organism in Eukaryota, Metazoa, Rotifera, Eurotatoria, Philodinida, Philodinidae.